ACGUGAUGUUGCGUUGGUGAGAUUCGCAAUAUUUUUGGUUUCGGCAAUUAUUCGGUGAAAUGUACAGACAAGUUGGCUGGGCAUUAGCCAAAAAUAACAACAGAGCAAAUAUAAACAAGUGCGAUGUAUAAAUAUGCAUAGUGAAUUUGAUAAAGUGCAAUAAAUUUAUAAGCAAAGUACAUACUUAACAUACAAUAGUCACGAAAAUAGUAAAAGAUUGCACAAAAAAUGCAAGUAACCAAUACAAGUAAAGUUAUAAGUGCUGUGAAGAAAAGCUAUAAAGAAAAUUACGAAUAAAAAUUAAAGAAAAGCAAAAAUUUUCUAGACGAUUGCUGCAAAUUGGAGUAAUGGAUUAAGCAACAAAACAUUUCUCAUUCAACGCCAACUUAAUUGUGUGCUUCCAAUAAUAUUUCCAAACAAUAAACUGGUUUUCCAUGCACUUUUCGUAAACUGCAUGCGAGUUGAAUGACAAAAAAGUAAUAAAUAACAAAAAGAAAAUCAAAAAAUAAUUUUAAACAAAAAAGCCUGCAAGCAAAAAUAAUCGAUAAUUUCACAAAACGUCAAAUGUGCAAAUGAUAAAUAUUUACAGUUGAAACUGCGCGACUGUGAGGAAAUAAGAAAAUAAUUACACAAAAAAUGGUGUUGACACAAAAAUAUUUAUUUAUCUAAUAAAAGCGACCACAACAACCACGGCUAUAAGUGCAAAAGGUGUGCUCCAUUAAGACGGCGAAACCUUAUAAUAAAUGAUUACCCUGUAUUUCUAUUCGAAAAUCGUUGUUGUUUCAAAAAUCAAUCGAUUUGCCUGCGUUUGUGUGUGCCUAUAAAUCAAUUUCGUUCAUUUUUGUUUCAAAUUUCCGUUGAAGUUAAUCAAAAUUUUUUCCUGUUAAUAAAUUAGUGCGUGUCUAGGCAGCGAUUCACAAUUGACGUUAACGCGCGUUACGUCGCCUAAACGCUACGCGUCGCGUCGUCUUGUGCACACACGAUUAGUGCGUGCGUGCGUACGAAAUACCGUUACCGUUUGAGGCAGCUUCCAACGGCACACAAACAACAUAGAAAGCGAUAUUUGUGCGCUGCACCUGAGUUCGUCGCCUCGUCGAUUCCACGUUUCGUCAUCGAUCGCGUACGCAGCUGCACAGUGUUUGCCGACGGUGAUGAGUUUUAGUUCCUACGCGCUGUCAAAUAUUCAUCACAGCUGAUAGUGAUGAAUCCGAAUCAACACAGUGGGCCCGGUCCACCGUCAGCGUUAGUGACAACAAAAUCAACAACAACAACUGCAAUGAAUACAACAGCAACAGUGGCACAGCAUAAUUCCUCGUUUAUGGGCGUCGGUAGCGUGGGAGCUGGUGCGGGCCCGGGUGCUUGCGGCAUGGUUGGCAUCGAUCAAGUUGACGCCUCCAUUAUGGCAUCAAAGACAUAUGCAACAAAAUGUGCGACAAUGCCAUCACCAACAACAACAACAGCAGCUGCAACAACAACUUCAUAUGGCGGUAUGAAGAGUGCUUACGCGGUUGCAACAAAUGGUGGUGGUGGUUACGUUGCCAACGCGCCCGCUGCAAUGACCAACGGUCAGCACACCAAUAACAGCAACAGCAGCAGCAAUAACAAUAGCAACGGUGGUAGUAGUAAUUGUAAUGGCGGUAGUGCUAAUGUUGGCAACGUUACUGUGCAUAAUCAUGCGACUGCGCCGCCGGUUGCACGUACCAUCUCGUCCGAUCGUUUGGUGACAGGGCCAUCGUGCAAAGCUCUAAGAACUGCGGUGUCAGCGCUCUACUCUGUGGAUGAUUUUGUCAAGGAGAAAAUUGGCUCUGGAUUCUUCUCCGAAGUGUUUAAGGUCACUCAUCGUACAACUGGUGAAGUUAUGGUGCUGAAAAUGAAUCAGUUACGUGCAAAUCGACCAAAUAUGCUCAGGGAGGUGCAGUUGCUGAACAAAUUAUCCCACCCAAAUAUUUUAAGUUUUAUGGGUGUCUGUGUGCAAGAAGGUCAGCUGCAUGCCCUUACUGAGUACAUCGAAGGCGGUUCGCUGGAGCAGCUACUGGCCAACCAAGAGGCGGUCCUGACUGCUGCUAUGAAACUAAGACUGGCGCUGGGCAUUGCGAAUGGCAUGGCGUAUGUGCACGACGCGGGCAUUUUCCAUCGCGACUUAACAAGCAAAAAUGUGUUAAUACGGAAUAUGCCCGAUGGACAAUUUGAUGCAGUCGUAGGCGAUUUCGGUUUGGCGGCUAAAAUACCAGAUAAGCACGGCAAAACGCGCCUCGACACAGUCGGCUCACCUUAUUGGGUAAGCCCCGAGUGCCUCAAGGGUCAAUGGUAUGAUCAGACAAGCGAUGUCUUCUCCUUUGGCAUAAUUCAAUGCGAGAUAAUCGCACGCAUAGUCGCCGAUCCGGAUGUGAUGCCACGCACUGACGCCUUCGGUUUGGAUUAUUUGGCUUUCGCCGAACUAUGUCCCAUGGACACACCUGCGGUAUUUCUACGCUUGGCUUUCUACUGCUGCAUCUACGAAGCCAAAAGUCGCCCGACUUUCCACGAAGCUGUCAAGAAGCUGAAGCAAAUAAUGCAGGAUCAUGAGAAUGGCUGUAACGGUGACUGCAACUCGUCGCUGAAUACAUCGAGCCUACUAAAUUCACUAGAGUUGAAUAGUUCAGUUAACGGUGCAGCGUCGGAUGCUGCACACGAUAAUUCAACGGCGGGUCACAAAAACGACUGCUUGCGACAAUGCUACUCCAGCAGCACACUGCACAACAAUGCCAGUUGUUGUAGUUGUCGCAAGAGUGCCACUGCGUUGAAAGCGCCGGUCAUUCAAACUGCGCCCGCCGGUACUGCCACGACGCAGAAUUACAAGGAGUUAGAUGAGAACGGCUUCCGUUUUCCUAACGGUAAAAAUGACGGCACAGGUGGCAGCACCACACCAUAUCAAACACCGAAUGGCUCGUCAACGGAAUACAACGAAUUCGAGGAUCAUGUAUUGGAGACGCGUGUACGGCGUGUGACCAAAAAGCUAGAAGCCGAUCUGCAAUUACAACAGCAUCGACGUUCGUAUAGCGAAAACAUUAUACAUUUUCCGCUACACACGACGCCGAGCGAUAAGGCGCGCUGUCAUCAAAUGCAACGGCAACGCUCGUCCACACACUCACCAACUCCGCCCGCACUGUCGCGCAUAAAUGGUGGCAGCGAGAAGUCCACACAACCGCCGUAUGUUUCUGUCGCCGCCGUGGACGCCACACAAGUGCCGUCACCUGCGAUUAAACCACCGACGCAGCAAACAGCCGCAUUGACAUUGCGUAAAGUCGCCGAAACUAUGUGCUUGAAGGAUCCACACUACAAACCCAUCCGUUCCGAUCACAAUGGUGUGAAGAGUAAUCCAUUCACCACGCUGGCACAGUUGCGUGGCGUCAAAAAGAUACUCGGCGCUAAUCCGAAAACGUAUGCCGCCGGUGUGGGUGAUCUGUUCAGUUCGUGUUUUGAAAUGUCCGCGCCGUUCUUCAAAGAAUUGGCAGCCGAGUUGGCAAAAAGCACAAACAAAACGGUGACAACGAGCGAAGUUGGCAGUGCGGUGGCCGCACGUUUAAGCGCCGGCGGCGUUGGUCGUGGUUUGCCCGCCACCCCAAAUGAACCAAAGAGCUUACCCUCAUCGCCGCAAUUGACGCGCAAAUUCAGCGUUAGCGAACUGAAAGCAACGGCACAUGGUCCCGUCUCGACUACAGACGCGUCCGUGGUCGAAGAUGAUGACGACUGCGAUGACUGUGCAUCCGACGGUGAGCCCGAUGGCGAUGGUGGCGGCAACUGCGCCGACGCCGAAUCAAGUAGCGAUGAUUCCGCUGAGCCACGCGCGCUGCACCUAUCAACGCCAGCCGCACGCAAGUACCGCGCCAAUUCGCUUUAUACACAUCCGCUUUUCAUGUGCAGCAGCGGGAAUGGCAAUGUCAACAUCGAUGAGGCUACAACCGCUGCAAAUGCCUUGGCGACGCCAACAACGGCAUCAGCGACGACUAUAUGUACCCCGGCAUCGUCAGCUUUGACUGUCGAUUGCGGCAACAGCACAGUGUAUUCCACGUCAGAGGAUGGUUGUGAGGAGCCCGAUCCGCCUAAAAUAAAAAUAUCGAGCAACAUUACGGCAUUAGCUGUUUCAUCGCCUACACCACCAUCACAACCGCAAAUGGCUUCGUUGGUAGCCACACCGGCCUCCGUUUCGUCAUGUCCCGAUUUUGAGCUGCAUGAAAUUAAACCGUGUGAUUUGCUACCGAAUAAAGGUACUUUAACGCGACGUGAUUCCAUUGAGAGCGGUUUUUACUCGUGUUUCAAUGAGGAUACUGACCCGGCCGUCAACAACUCGACCACAUAUGUAACAGCGACGGCAGCCUCGACCACCUCCAUCGAUAUGGGUCUAAUGAAUCGCUUAGCACUCGACUCGGGCAUACAUUCGGUGUUGCAACGCAACAAUUUCGCCGUUAAUCAACUGCUCUACUGCAAGAAUCGUACCUCAUCCAUUUACACCGACAGUUCCGAUGACAUCAGCAGUUUAGCCGGCUCCGAUUCGUUGCUAUGGGACGACCGCUCGUUCACCGCUAUACCGAGUACGCGUUCGGCACAAAUCGCAACAAUCGUUGAAUAUUUCGAACGUAAGCGACAAGUACCUGAUGACAUGGCGCCCGGACCUGGUCGUGGCGCAUUUUUACGCAGCGGCUCCACAAGCGCCAGCGGUAGCGCACACACAACAAGUACGUCAAAUAGUGCCGCAUCCACAGCUGCCGCCGCCGCCAUGGCAGCCACCAGCUCAUAUGGCCUCAGCAAUUUGGCCACGUACGAUAUGCGACGUUACACCGACUUCAAACGGCACGCGGCAUUAAGUUCGGAUUAUGAGGCAUUCUGCUUCGAAUUGGAUAAGAAGCCGGCGCAGCAGCGUUUGACAGUGUGCGAAGGUGCUGUCAAGUCCAAGCUGCAAAUAUUCGACAAAACGAAGCAACAGCAGCAACAACAACAACAGCAGCAACAGCGCAUGCAGCAGCAGCAGUCGCAGCAAACGUCAGCGUUAGCGCAAGCGCAUGCGUCCAGUAGUCUAACGAAUGGUGUUGGCACAACGAAGUAGGAUGUAAGGCGGCAAGUCGAAGCGUCGGUAUUUAUCGUAGCAGCAACACUGUGUUUUAAAUCGCUGACAGCCGCGUAUGUGGCGUUUUAAUUUGUUCUUCUUCAAUUUCAUUACACAUUCAUUCAUUUUCACCAUCAUUUCAUAAUUGUUAUACAUUUUCGCACUGUUUUAUGGAGUUGCACACAACUGUGGUGAGUUGGCGAGAUGUUGGCGCAAAGUUGCAGCUGCUUUUAAGCAAAAGAGGCGGAACUUUAAAUAAUUUGUGUUGUUGCUUGUGGCAGCGUAAGUGAGGCCUCAAAAAGUUAACCUAAAAAUUGAAAACAUGGAAAUAUAAAGCACUUUGCAGUACUGUUUCAUUUAUAUAUUUAAACCUAUCUGAGCCCGACGGAUUUGAGUUUUAUAAGAGAAACUAUAAAAGUGCUGAAAUGGUCGCCAAUAUGGAAAAAAAUAGCCAAGCAUAUAUUAUAUAAAACAAACAUUUUGCCAAAAAAAGACUAGUUUUUCAGAACCUAACCUCACUUUUAAUGCGUAUUAACAUAAUUUGGUCAAACAUUUUGCAAAAAAAAAAAAUUUUUUUCAUCACCUAACCUCACUUUUAAUGCGUAUUAACUUAAUUUGGUCAAACACCAAUCUUUAAAAAAUUUUAUGAAAUUUGCCCAAAAAUCAAGUUUUUCAGCACCUCACUUUCUAUGCGUUGUUAAAAAUUUAUUCACACAUCAAUUAAAUCUUGAAAAAAAAAAUACAAAAUUGUGUUCUAAGCCGAAACCAUAGUUAAUUUUGCUUUUGUAAUUCGCCUAAAUGCAUAAACAGCAUAACUCAAAAAUGUAGCAGCCACCACAAAAUAAAACAAUUUAAAAAACUAAGCAGCUGCAACUUUCCUUAAACAAAUUGCCACUCAAAAAUAUAAAAAAUAAAACACGAAUAAAGUUCUGCCAACAAAGCAACAAACCAACAACAAAACUCCAUCACUUUGCAAUAUAUAUUCUUAUAACUUUGCAAUGUCAUUUCAUAUCAUAAUAAGAACAACGAAAACUACUGUUGUUUCACCUACAUACUUUUUUGUUCUGUUAUGUCAUCAAAUUAUUUGUUAGUACAUUUAGUACAUAUAUAUAUAUAUAUAAAGAGAAAAUGCGCUAAAACAGCAGUAAAGCGUAAGAGAUCACUAACUAUUUAAGUUUACACACGAUAUACAAAUAUAUAAAUAAUAUCAAUAAUUUCAAUUGAAAAUGAAAAUUAUAAAAAAAACUAUAUCUUCCUGUUCACAAUACAUAUACAUAUACAUAUAUAGUAUAUAACCAAUUAUAAAAGCCGAUAUAUGAGAAAUAAAGUUUUGUACUCGUUAAGUGGUGAAAACACACAAAUCAAAAA
Messenger RNA from Bactrocera neohumeralis, 6451 nucleotides. RefSeq lists its product as uncharacterized. Gene Ontology annotation, biological process: actin cytoskeleton organization; protein phosphorylation. The transcript has 7 exons. NCBI's taxonomy places the organism in Eukaryota, Metazoa, Arthropoda, Insecta, Diptera, Tephritidae. Gene Ontology annotation, cellular component: cytoplasm; nucleus. Gene Ontology annotation, molecular function: protein serine/threonine kinase activity; ATP binding. Bases 1202 to 5083 code for a protein of 1293 amino acids. The record is from RefSeq and is a predicted model, not a curated record.